Messenger RNA from Hansenula ciferrii, 1911 nucleotides. RefSeq names its product Low-affinity glucose transporter HXT4. Gene Ontology annotation, biological process: transmembrane transport; carbohydrate transport. The record is from RefSeq and is a predicted model, not a curated record. NCBI's taxonomy places the organism in Eukaryota, Fungi, Ascomycota, Saccharomycetes, Phaffomycetales, Wickerhamomycetaceae. Gene Ontology annotation, cellular component: membrane. Gene Ontology annotation, molecular function: carbohydrate:proton symporter activity. The transcript has a single exon. The coding region runs from base 1 to 1911 and encodes 636 amino acids.
AUGUCAGAUCAUAGUGAAUAUCAACAAUUAACUCUUAAGGAGUCCUACCUUGUAGGUGCUCCUCUAUUAUAUUUUACAACAUGUUUUGUUAGUACUGGUGUUUUAUUAUUUGGUUUUGAACAAGGUGUUAUGUCUGGUUUAUUAACAAAUGAAUUAUUUAAAAAUUAUUUUGAUAAUCCUUCAAGUGCUGCUAUUGGUACUAUGGUUGCUAUUUUGGAAAUUGGUGCAUUAAUUUCUUCAUUAUUAUCUGGUAAAAUUUCAGAUAAAAUUGGUAGACGUCGUACUAUACGUUAUGGUGCAUUAAUUUUUGCAAUUGGUGGUGCUUUACAAGCUUUAACUCCAAGUUUUAUACUUUUAACUAUUGCAAGAUUUAUUUCUGGGUUAGGUGUUGGUUUAUUAACUACUGUGGUACCAAUGUAUCAAACUGAAAUUUCUCCACCUCAUUCAAGAGGUCGUUUAGGUUGUGUUGAAUUUACUGGUAAUAUUUCAGGUUAUGCAAUUUCAGUUUGGGCUGAUUAUUUUUGUUCAUUUUUAGAUUCAAAUAUGGCUUGGAGAAUUCCUUUAUCAAUUCAAAGUUUAAUUGCUAUUGCAUUAUGGUUUGGUUCUUAUGUUAUUGUGGAAUCUCCAAGAUGGUUAUUAAAUCAUGAUCAUGAUGCUGAAGGUAUUGUUGUUAUUGCAGAUUUAACUGCAGGUGGUAAUGUUCAAGAUGAACGUGCAAGAUCAGAAUAUCGUGAAAUUAAAGAAACUGUAUUAUUACAUCGUUUAGAAGGUGAAUCUUCAUAUCGUUAUAUGUUUAAACGUUAUAAAAAACGUGUAUUCAUUGCAAUGUCUGCACAAGCAUUAGCCCAAUUAAAUGGUAUAAAUGUUAUAUCAUAUUAUGCUCCUUUAGUUUUUGAACAAGCUGGUUGGAAAGGUCGUGAUGCUAUAUUAAUGACUGGAUUUAAUUCAUUAAUUUAUGUUGCAUCAACAUUACCUCCAUGGAUUCUUGUUGAUAAAUGGGGUAGAAGACCAAUUUUAUUAUCAGGUGCAAUUAUAAUGGGGAUUGCAUUAACUGCAGUUUCUUAUUCACUUUAUGUAAAUACUGAAAAAACAAGACAUUUAGUUGUUAUAUUAGUUUUCAUUUUCAAUGCAGGUUUUGGUUAUUCAUGGGGACCAUUACCUUGGUUAUUACCAAGUGAAAUUUCACCUUUAAGUAUUCGUGCAAAAAUUGCUUCAUUAGCAACUGCAUCAAAUUGGGCUUUUAAUUGGUUAGUUGGUGAAAUGACUCCAAUUUUACAAGAAUUAAUUACAUGGAGAUUAUAUUUAAUUCAUUCAACUUCAUGUUUUAUAUCAUUUUUUGUUGUUUAUUCAUUUUAUCCAGAAACUGCAGGUGUUACAUUAGAAGAUAUGGAUUCAGUUUUUGAUGAUCGUUCAUCAACUUUUAGUUUCCAUGGUUCAACAUAUCAACCAAUUGAUUCAGAAUCACAAUCUUUUAAUAAUGAUGAUUCACAAAGUGGAUUAAAUAAUUUAUCAAAUGCUGCAUUACAAAGACAAAAAGCUUUAAUAAAUCCAACUGUUGAUGUUACAAAUCCUUUAUUAACAAGACAAAAAUCUGAAACUUCAUUUAGAACUCAAUUACAAGGAUUUCAACAACAACAACAAGUACCAAUUCCAAAUUCUCAAUCAUCUCAAUAUAGUGUUGAACCUCCAGGGAUUGAAGAAAUUGUUAAAUAUAAAAAUAGUGAUCAACAUUCAUUAAGUUCAUCAAUUAGAAGAUCAAGUGCGACUGUUAGUUCAUUUAUGGGAAAAGCUGGUAAAGCUUUUAAAAAAAAGAAGAAGAAUAAUACAAUUGAAAAUCCUAAUAAUGAUGUUAAUGAAAGUGUUUUCGAUCCAUCAGAUCAAGAAUCUUUAGCAUCAAAUGAACAAGUUUGA